Molecule: messenger RNA, 2331 nt
Organism: Corvus hawaiiensis (hawaiian crow)
Lineage: Eukaryota; Metazoa; Chordata; Aves; Passeriformes; Corvidae
Gene: CERS1
Product: ceramide synthase 1
Exons: 7
Coding region: 31-1086 (351 amino acids)
Biological process (GO): ceramide biosynthetic process
Cellular component (GO): membrane
Molecular function (GO): sphingosine N-acyltransferase activity
Source: RefSeq, a predicted model, not a curated record
GCGCGGGGCCGCGGCCGUGGCAGCUCCGCGAUGCCGCCUCCGGAGCCCAUGCCCGGCUACGGGGAGCUGCUCCGCCGGGGCUACGGCAGCCUGGCCGCGGCCGCCCGGGGCUGCGGGGACUGCGGCUGGGAGCUGGCGCGCCGCACCUGGGCCGAGAACGCGCACCUGGGCUGGGCGGAGGUGCUGCUGUGCGGGCUCUGCGCGCUGGGCUGGACCGCGCUGCGCCGCGCCUGCUCCCGCCGCCUCUUUCGGCCCUUCGGGGAAUGGUGCAACCUGCAGCCCAAAGAUGCUGCCAAGAUGCCCGAGAGUGCCUGGAAGCUGCUUUUCUACUCCUUGUCCUGGUCCUACGGCGCCUACCUGCUCUUCUGCACCGACUACCCCUUCUUCCACGACCCCCCCUCGGUCUUUUAUGACUGGAAGCAGGGCAUGGAGGUGCCCACGGACAUCGCCAUUGCCUACCUGCUGCAGUGCAGCUUCUACGGGCACUCGCUGUACGCCACCGCCUACAUGGACACGUGGCGCAAGGACUCGGUGGUGAUGCUGCUGCACCACGUCGUCACCCUGACCCUCAUCGCCUCCUCCUACGCCUUCAGGUACCACAACGUGGGCAUCCUGGUGCUGUUCCUGCACGACGUCAAUGACGUGCAGCUGGAGUUCACCAAGCUCAACGUGUACUUCAAGCACCGGGGCGGGGUCUACCACCGGCUCAACGAUGUCAUCUCCAACAUCGGCUGCCUCACCUUCAGCGUCAGCUGGUUCUGGUUCCGUCUCUACUGGUUCCCCCUGAAGGUGCUCUACGCCACCUGCCACUCCAGCCUCCAGUCCGUCCCCAACAUCCCCUUCUACUUCUUCUUCAACGCCAUGCUCCUCGUGCUCACCCUGAUGAACAUCUACUGGUUCCUGUUCAUCGUGCUGUUCGUGGCCAAGGUGCUGCUGGGGCAGAUGCAGGAGGUGAACGACCUCCGCGAGUAUGACAUGGAGGAGAGCAGGAAUCCCAGGAAGAAGGAGGCUGGGAUCCAACUGCCCGAGGCUCUGAAGGAAGGGCUGCACCUCAAGAACGGCCUCGUGAAGGACAAGAGGUUGUGAGGGCGGCAUGGCCGUGGCCAGGGCAGCUGCCAGGGCCUGGCACUGACCAGGACCCUGCUCUGGGACCCUGCAAAGGACAGGCCCAAGGAGAACUUCACCCCUGACCCCCUGCCAGCCCUGCCUGGGGCCGGGGAGGACACGCCACUGACAGGAUUGUGCCCCUCGGGGCUGGGCUGUGCCCUGUCACCUGUCCCCUGGGCCUGGGGGCUCCCUGUGGCCCAGUCUGGCUGGGAGACUGGUGGUUUUGCUGGCCCAGGUAGGAUUUGAGGCUGGCUUUGUGUCCCUGGUGUUGCUCCUGUCGUUCUCAGCCCCGCUCUGAUUCCCCCUGGCUGGCACUGGACCCUCCCUCAGACCCUUCCCCAGCAGCUCCUGCAGGGUCCAGCUCCAAACUGGGCAGGGAAAGGUCCAGUCCUGCUCUGGGAAGGUGAUGGAGGGACCCUCAGAGCGUCCCCUCAGGAGGGACCACUGUCACCUGCAGCUCCUGUGGGCAGCUCCCACCUCAGGAGCUUUAUCCCAGCCCUCUGGAGGAGGCCCGGGAGGAUUAAUUUGCUUGAAAAGCCCGAGUAGGUCUUGGAGUGGCUUACGGAGUCUCACAGGGCCUCCUCCCUGAGCACCAUCCCCUUGCUGAAGGAAGAACAGAGAAUUCCUGCUCCCCAUGUUGGUUUUCCAGGCAGCUCCAGCCCUGCAGGUUCCCAGGUCCCUGUCCUGGGGAGCUCUGUGGGUUUGGGGCCCUCAGACCCCGCUGUCCCCUCGCUGUCCCCUCCCAGGGCCAGGACCUGCAGCUCCCUCCCUGCUGGGGACAGCAGCCAGAGGAGGGAGGGGGAUCCAGGGCAUUAAUUCCAGGUGUGAGAGGGUGGGAAUUUGUGGGAUUUUUCCAUGUUUGGUCCUUCACGUUGCUUCCCCUCCAGGCUCGUUGUGUGUGAGCCAGGGAAAGGUCCCGAAUGGGGCUGGUGGAAAUGUCCCCAAGCUGUGGCAGGGCCUUGUCCCUCUCUGUGACUUUCAGGGUGUCAGAGGAGCAUCCGAGUGCUGGAAUUCCUUGCAUUUCAGUGGGAUUCAGGGCAGGAAGGGAAUUGAUAACCCAGGGUGGGUCAGAGCAGAACUGGGGUGACCUUGGAGGGAUAAAACGGAGUUUUCCAGCUCUGGCUUAGAGCUGGGUGGCUGCAGCUGGUUUGGGGGGGGCUGUGACAGACGUGGUGGUGGCAGCUCUGCUGUGAUGGCCAGGAGGGGACCGUGGGACCUGGGGGU